AUGAAAGAAGAAGGCAUUGUAUCCAUCUAUUUUUCAGAGUUUCCAUAUAGGGUAAAAGCAAAGGAGAUUUUUCAAAUUUUUGAGAUUCAUGGCAAGGUGGCUGAGGUUAUCAUACCUCCUAAGAGAAAUAAACAUUGCAAGCAUUUUGGAUUUGUAAGAUUUUCAAAGGAAGAAGACGGAAGGGUUCUAGCGGUUAAGUUAGACAAUAUUUUCGAUGAUAAAGUUAAGAUUCAUGCUAAUCUUCCUAGAUUCUCGAGAAAUCAAGUUGCAUCAACGGGUAGAGAUCUGGUUUAUGGUUUCAAGAAGGUCUGGGAAGAAGGGGAGAGGCUAGGAAGGAAUAAGGGAGAUUUUGGUGGAGGAAGAGUUGGUGAGACGUAG
Messenger RNA from Lathyrus sativus (Indian pea), 378 nucleotides. NCBI's taxonomy places the organism in Eukaryota, Viridiplantae, Streptophyta, Magnoliopsida, Fabales, Fabaceae. The record is from the annotation of a GenBank genome assembly.